AUGGGAGAAGCACAGUUAUUAAGCUGGAUAGUGAAAGGAUGUUGUACAUCUAACCUUAUUAAUAAAGAGGUUAGUUUUCGUAAUAAGGAGGUUAGUUUUUAUGCCUUCAGAAUUCAGGCCUACAGCACAUUCGACGACCCAGUUCCCAGGAAGCUAUUGGUUUGCUUCAAACUUGGCGCACAGGAAGAAAGAAUGUUUCUAUCAGAGAGUAUUAUCAAUGUAGCUUCUUCUUCAGAGAUUCUGCUCUAA
Molecule: messenger RNA, 249 nt
Organism: Necator americanus (New World hookworm)
Lineage: Eukaryota; Metazoa; Nematoda; Chromadorea; Rhabditida; Ancylostomatidae
Exons: 2
Coding region: 1-249 (82 amino acids)
Source: RefSeq, a predicted model, not a curated record